This is a messenger RNA of Diaporthe amygdali, 3453 nucleotides long. RefSeq lists its product as uncharacterized. The transcript has 3 exons. Lineage: Eukaryota; Fungi; Ascomycota; Sordariomycetes; Diaporthales; Diaporthaceae. Gene Ontology annotation, biological process: DNA repair; proteasome-mediated ubiquitin-dependent protein catabolic process. Gene Ontology annotation, molecular function: protein binding; nucleic acid binding. The record is from RefSeq and is a predicted model, not a curated record. Gene Ontology annotation, cellular component: nucleus; site of double-strand break. The coding region runs from base 1 to 3453 and encodes 1150 amino acids.
AUGGCGUACAUUGCACCGAUUCACCGGCCCAGCAGCAUACGCCAUGCUGUGCGUGCAAGGCUCUUUGACGAUGAAGAGAGCUUGGUGAUAGCGAAGACGAAUCGGCUAGAGAUAUAUAGCCUCGCCGAGAACCAACUGAUCCUCCGCCAUUCCAACGUCAUCAAUGGCACCAUCUCCAUGCUCCAGAAGUUGUCGCCCAAAGACAACACGACAGACCUCCUCUUCGUGGGCACCGAUAGACACCAGCACUUCACUCUCGCGUGGAAUACAGAGACGAGGCAGCUGGAGACAAUACAAUUCAACCAAGAUGCUGGGGAGAAGUUCAUGCGUGACUCGCAAAGUCAGGACAAGUGCGUGGUGGAUCCGACUGGCCGGUUCAUGGCCCUGCACCUAUGGGAGGGAGUCCUGACUGUGGCGCGGUUGCAGUCGAGGGGGAGGAACCUUAACCACAUCGACUGGAUGGAGCAACCACGCCUUUCUGAGCUUUUCAUCAGGGCAAGCACAUUCCUGUACUCCGAGACGGGACAUCCUAAAAUUGCCUUUCUUUACCAGUCACAGGUCGACGCUGCCGACGCAAAGCUUGCCACGUACCGUUUCACCUCCGACGACAAAGAUACCAAAGCAUCAAAUUUUGACCCUCUGAAAGAUCGGGAGAUCUCAAAAGACGUGGCCGACCCGGGAGCUGCCAUUCUCAUACCAGUCCCGAAGGUGGAGGAAGAGAAAAGACACAACUUUCGGCUCACCGAAACCAAUAACGCUAAAGCAUAUCUUGGCGGUCUGCUUGUCGUUGGCGAGACUCGGGUCACCUACAUCGAUGACACGACACACGCAGAGGUUACGGAGCCGUUAAAAGAAGCCUCAAUAUUCGUCGCCUGGGCCGAGUACGACGAGAGACACUACCUGGUGGCGGAUGAUUAUGGGAGGAUGUAUCUGCUCACGAUCCUGACCAAGGGUGUCGAGGUUGAUCGGCUGGAAAUGACUGUCAUUGGUAAAACUUCUCGGGCAAGCUGCCUCGUCUACAUGAACAACUUCCUCUUUGUCGGAUCGCACUACGGCGACUCUCAACUGUGGCGCGUCGAUUUCGAACAGGACUCAGGACGUUUCCUGCAACUGGCUCAAGUCUUUCCUAAUAAUGCGCCCAUACUCGACUUCGCUGUUAUGGAUAUGGGCAACCGCGAAGGCGACAGCCAGCUUGGAAAUGCCUAUUCCUCUGGCCAGGCUCGUGUCGUUACAGGAAGUGGUGUCCACAAAGAUGGUAGCCUGCGUAGCGUGCGAAGCGGUGUCGGACUCGAAGACAUCGGGAUUCUCGGAGAUCUCGAGGACGUCAGAGGACUAUUCUCACUGAAAUCCAGCAGCUCUGGGAAGGUCGAUACACUGGUCGCGUCGUUCCUGACAGAAACACGUGUCUUCAGGUUUGAUCCGACUGGAGACGUUGAAGAAGUGGAAAGUUUCCAAGGUCUGACAUUUAAUGACCACACUCUUCUGGCAGUCGAUCUAGAAAAUGGACGGCGGUUACAGGUGACAACGACCGCUGCGCUGCUCUGCGACAGGGAUAGUGGGAUGGAAAUUGCAUCCUGGAACCCCUCGACACUUGGCGCGACUAUCACAGCAGCCUCGGCAAAUUCAAAGUGGCUGUUAAUAUGUGUGGAUGGCAAAGCGCUAGUAUCCCUCAAUGUUGAGCAGGAUCUUGCGGUCUCGGGACAAAGUCAGAACAGUGAACAAGACCAGGUGGCUUGCGUUCAUGCUUCUCCUCACCUGCUUGACGUUGGAGUGAUCGGCUUCUUCACAUCAGGUAACUUCUCGCUCGUGGAUCUGGCGACAUUGGAACCCCGAAAAGGUGAAUCACUCCGCAGGUCGGAGGACAAUGCCUCGAUCCCUCGGGAUAUCGCUUUAGUCCAAGUCUUACCGCGCAAAGUGGGAGGACCGACGCUCUUCGUGGCGAUGGAAGACGGGAAUGUUGUCACGUAUAACGUGGGAACGGAUUUGUCUUUAAGCGGGCGCAAGAGCGUGAUCUUGGGCACACAACAGGCGCGUUUCCAUUUACUCCCCCAACCAGGCGAUGUCGCAAAUAUUUUCGCAACCACAGAAAACCCGAGUCUCAUCUACGGGUCAGAAGGAAGGAUUGUGUAUUCGGCGGUGACAGCCGAAGAUGCAACAUACGUCUGUUCCUUCGAUACGGAUGCCUAUCCCAACUCAGUGGUUGUGGCAACCGAGUCCACUAUCAGAAUUUCCAAGAUAGACACCGAGAGGAGGACACACGUCAAAUCACUGGAAAUGGGCGAAACGGUCCGCCGGAUCGCGUAUUCUGCGAAAGAGCAGGUAUUCGGACUCGGGUGUAUAAAGCGCGAGCUCAAGAAUGGAGAAGAGUUGGUGUCAAGCUCCUUUAAGCUUGUCGAUGAGGUCGUCUUUGGGAGUGUCGGGAAGCCUUUUGCGCUGGACCAGUCAGCCGGUGAGAUAGUCGAAUGCGUCAUCCGGGCAACACUGCCAGACUCGUACGGAAAUCCAGCCGAGAGGUUCUUGGUAGGCACGGGCUUUCUCCCAGCAGACGACUUCCCGCCACCGACCGACAAUACCAAAGGCCGACUGUUAGUCCUGGGCAUCGACAGUGACAGGAAUCCUUACCUGCUCCUUAGCCACAAGUUUAAGGGUACUUGUAGAUGUCUGGCCGUAAUGGACGACAUGAUUGUGGUUUCCCUGACUAAGACGGUAAUAGUGGGCAAGUACUUUGAAGAGUCUUCUACUUCUGGCAAGCUCCAGCGAGUGGCAUCAUACAGGCCGUCCACAUAUCCUGUGGAUCUUGCUGUCCAAGGAAACAUCAUCGCGGUGGCAGAUAUGAUGAAGUCGAUUAGUCUCAUCGAGUUUGUGCCGGCGAAAGAUGGCAACUCUGCGAUGUUGACGGAGCGCGCACGCCACUACCAGUCGGCAUGGGCUACUGCUGUUUCUCACAUUGAGGACCACUCAUGGCUAGAAGCAGAUGCUCAGGGGAAUCUUAUGGUGCUGAGGAGGAAUCCAGACGGUCCUACACUAGACGAUCAGAGGCGGAUGGAAACAGUCAGCGAGAUGAACUUGGGCGAGAUGGUGAACUGUAUCAGAAAGGUAGCAGUCGAGACCAGUACAAGUGCCAUGAUCGUGCCACAGGCAUUCAUCGGAACGGUCGAGGGCUCUAUCUAUCUCUUCGGAACGGUAGCACCGCACGCGCAGGAUCUUCUCAUGAGAUUUCAGUCCAGGCUCGCGGACAGGAUCAGGACGCCGGGCGAUAUCCCACUGGACAAGUACAGGUCUUUUAGAAACGCUGAGCGAGAGGGUGAUGGCCCAUUCCGAUUUCUCGACGGCGAGGUACUUGAGAGGUUCCUGGAUAUGGACGAAGAGACGCAGCAGGAGGUCUCCCAUGGACUCGGGCCGAGUGUCGAGGAUUUGCGAAAUAUCGUGGAGGAGUUGAAACGCAUGCACUAG